Messenger RNA from Silurus meridionalis, 2758 nucleotides. Its product is annotated as E3 ubiquitin-protein ligase TRIM39-like. Gene Ontology annotation, molecular function: zinc ion binding; protein binding. Lineage: Eukaryota; Metazoa; Chordata; Actinopteri; Siluriformes; Siluridae. The record is from RefSeq and is a predicted model, not a curated record.
CUUUUGGUUGAAGGAAGCUGAUUUAAAUACAUUUCCUGUGUGAACAUUGUGCAGGUCACAGCUGGUCAAAAGGGAUUAAAUAAGGAUUGGCGAGUCCCUUCCUGCUUCCGGAUUAGUCGGUUGAGGUGCUCAUUGAUUGUCCUAUCAUUGGGCAAGGGGGAUGUAUAAAUUUGGCUGGGGAGAAUUUUGUUGUCACGGGUGCUACGCCUCUGUCUGCGUCAUCACGAGUCGCCAGUCAGAGCUGUCUGUUUGGGUAAACCUUGCGGCUGGUGUUGGGUUGACGUGUUUCCUCGCGGCAGGAGCUGAGUGCCGAAGGCGGGGUGGAUUGUGGUGGUGGUUUUGCUUCACGAGUGCUGUGCUGUGUGCAGUGGUGGGUGUGAGUGUCUACACAGGUGCAACCAAAAGUUGUGUGGUGCUGUGGAGGCCGAUUAGUGCCCUUGAUCCCCGUUGUUACGCCUUGGCUCCUGCAUCCACAUCUAUAAAGUUGCAGGUGAAUCCAGCAGCUUCAUUACUGAAGAGCAGCUACAGUGUUCGGUGUGUGAUGAAGUGUUCACUGAUCCUGUCACCACUCCAUGUGGACACAACUUCUGCACAAACUGCAUUACACAAAGCUGGAAGAAGAAACACUGUCAUUAUUGUCCGUUGUGUAAUGAAAAAUUCACGGAAAGACCUGAACUCAGUUGAAUACAACACUGAGAGAAGCUGCAUGUACCUUUAUGAAGAAAAAUGCUACUGAACAAAAGAAGAUUCUUUGCCACGACUGCUCCGGUGUAAAGCAGAAGGCCUCGUUUUCUUGUGUGGAUUGUGGUGUCUCUCUCUGUACAUCUCAUUUAGCGCUCCAUAAUCGUAUUCUAAGAGAUAAGAAACACAGUCUUAUAAAUCCAGUGGAAAACGUGGAGGACUACAGAUGCAAGACGCAUGGGAAACCUCUGAGUCUGUUUUGUAAAGAUGAUCAGGUGUGUGUGUGUCAGUUCUGUACUGAGAUACAUCACAGGAAUCACGUUAUAAUUUCAUUAGAAGAUGAAAGCAGAGGGAGGAAGAAUCGACUGGGGAUAAAACAGAUGGAUCUGCAAAAGAUGAUCCAAAAGCGACUAAAGAUGAUCCAGAUGAUUAAUCGCUCAGUAAAGCGCAGUAAAAGGGAAAAAAAGAAAGAAACAUCAGAAAGUGUUGAAGUCUUCACCGCUUUGAUUCACUCCAUUAAGAAGAGCCAGGCUGAGCUUCUGGAGGUGAUGGAGGAGAAACAGAAAGCAGUGAAAAAGCAGGCCGAAGGACAUGUUAAAGAGCUGGAGGAGGAAAUUGAUAAGCUAAAGAGGAGAGACGCUAAGAUUGAGCAGCUUUCACACUCUGAUGAUCAUCUCCAUCUGAUACAGAUUUACCCGACAGUGUGCAGAUUUCCAAGCACCAAGAACUGGACCAACAUCAGGAUUGACUCUGGUCUGAGUGUGAAGGCCCUGAUGACCAAUCUGUCUGAGCUUCAGGAGACUUUGAAUAAGAAACUCAGUGAGAAACAGAAGAAUAUUGUUUCCACAGAGCUGAAGAGGAUUCAGAAAUACGCAGUGGAUGUGACUCUGGAUCCUGAGACUGCUAAUCCUCACCUCAUCCUAGUUACAAGAAAACAAGUAACACACGGAGAUAAAAAGCAAGAUGUUCCAGACACCCCGAAAAGAUUUACUCAUUAUCCAGCAGUACUGGGAACUCAGGGUUUCUCCUCAGGGAGAUUUUACUAUGAGGUGCAGGUCAGUGGGAAGACUGAGUGGCGUUUAGGAGUGGCCAGAGAGUCUGUUAACAGGAAGGAGAAGUUGGAGAAAUUUUGCCCUCAGAAUGGAUUCUGGACGGUGAUUCUGAGGAACGAGGACGAAUACACGGCUCGUGAUAAUACAUAUAUCCCCCUCUCCCUGAGAGAAAAACCCCAGAAGGUGGGAGUGUUUGUGGAUUAUGAGGAGGGCCUGGUCUCCUUUUAUGAUGUUGAGUCUACGUCUUAUAUCUACUCUUUUACUGGUCAGUCUUUCACUGAGAAAAUCUAUCCGUACCUCAGUCCUUGUCCGAACGACGGAGGUAAAAACUCAGCACCGCUCAUCAUCACUUGUGCAUCAAAGUUCAUACCACUUUCUCUUUUUAGAUGGAAAUGAGCAGAAUGCAUGAUAAUGAGCCUUUGAUGUCAAGUUGGGAGAGUGGAGCCCUCAGGUAUUCAGUCUGAGAGAAGUUUGGAAGUAGAAGACAUACAAGAUCAGACACGUAUCAUUCAUUAGCUGGACCAGUUGAGUUCAUUAAAUCGGUGUGUGUGUAAUUGUCAACAUAAUCUGUGGUAAAAAAAUAUUUUUUGGAUACUUUUUGAAUAAAAUCUAGUAGAUAUCAUUUACUUAGUCAUUAUAUUAGCCAGCUAAUUCUUGUCUUUCUGUUCACACCUUACAAAAAAACAAAUAUAGUCUAGUCAGGUAUUAGCAAGCUAAUUUAGUUAACAGGAUCAUUAUAAUAGACUCGGAUAAUAAAUCAUUAUAUUUUCUCUUAUAUUUUAUAGAAAUACCUUGUAUUUGACCUGUAUUUUUUUCUGCCAGUGGCUUAAUGAGUUAAAGUUUUGUCAGCUUUGCCUUCUAAUUUUAAUUUUUUCAAUAUAAUGCAGCAUUUGUCCUGGUUAAUUGUAUAACUGAGGUGUGGGCAGUUUGUAAAACUUUACAUUGUUGCUUUAUAAUGUAUAAAUUCAAGUUUUUCUUCUAAAAUCCUCUUCUUUUAAUUGAGAAUAAAAAUCUUUUAAACUGUU